Messenger RNA from Lates calcarifer (barramundi perch), 2840 nucleotides. It is a transcript of the gene tagln3b, whose product is annotated as transgelin 3b. Lineage: Eukaryota; Metazoa; Chordata; Actinopteri; Centropomidae. The transcript is spliced from 5 exons. Gene Ontology annotation, molecular function: protein binding. The record is from RefSeq and is a predicted model, not a curated record. The coding region runs from base 1312 to 1911 and encodes 199 amino acids.
AAAAUGAGAGCUGUACUACAGAAACAUAUCUUCAUAUGUUAAGUACUCCCCAGGUGGAGAGGGAUUUAAAAAUUAGGCCAUUUCUUUACUACAAAUCCAGAUGGAGUAAACAGCAAAACAUUGAACAGAAAUGCAAUUUGCCAGGUACAACACAGUGAAUCAUUGUUGUAUAUAGUGAGUCAAAAUCACCAAGGGUUGUAGACUACAGCCAUGCAAGGUUUAUUUUUGCCAGCAGAACAUUCUGUUACAUGACUCCCCAUACCUGUUGGCCUUUAGCCAUAGAGAGGCCCGCUGAAUGGAGCCGCUGGACUGUUGAUUAUUAACAUGUAAUUGGCCACUAGCUGCACUAUGCUCAAUGGGGCGAACCCAACCACUUAACUCUAUCAGGUCUGCUGAACUGCAGCUAUGACCUUUAACUCAUGGUUGAGUUAUGUAGUCAGUUAUUUAGUUUGUCAAAACCAAGAUCAAACAUAAAUCUAUGGGUGCAAAGAACAUAAUGCAAGCAGGAGAGAUAGUGCGUAGUUUCAAAUAAACCAGAUUUGUGCAACUCACAUCCUUGUUUACCAAGAAAUGCUUCUAAGUAUCCAACAUGUUAAUUGUUGUCUAGUUGCUUAAAAUAAAGCAACAAACACUGCAUAUUGAGCAACAGCACUCUUUUUCCCCAGAGCAUUUAUCCACCACAAAAAACUUUAAUUCAAUAAGCGAAGAGAAAUGGCUGUAAUUACUGAAACUCAGAGAUAGAUGCUGUAACAGGCAAUAAGUCUGUCAGACAAUAAAGUCUGGAGGGAGACCAACUGUUUAAAUUAACCAUCCUAAUAGAACAACAGCAAAAAUCUACUCUGCUUAGGUGCCAUUGAGCCUGUCACUGAAUUAACCAGAUAUAGAUAUAUAAAGAGAACUUCUAUAUUGUAUACAGGGAGUUAGAGUCUCUAAAAAACAAUUAAAUUAAUUUUGCCCCAUCAUGUGCCUUUGCUUACCGACGAUCAGUUCAUGCUGCCUGAAACUGAGCACGCAGCACAGUGACCACUGUCCGGGAGCGGUGUCAGGUCGCAUUGAGCGUUGAACAGUCUCUCGGGACCCCUCCUGGAGGCGCUGGCAUAUAAAACGAGCGACUCGCCCCUCCCGGACAAAGUGAGAUCCAGCCUGGCCCCGACGCGCCUGUGCUGCGCUUUAUGGAUGCUUCAGCAGUCCAGCAUCCUCAGCCCUGCCCAGCUCAGCGGAAUUAACACUGUGACACCGGACGAAUCUAACCGCUCUCUUCUCUUUUAAGUUACUAUACACCACAAAUACUAGAGUGUUGCCAGAGCCGCCAUGGCAAACAGAGGGCCCAGCUACGGACUGAGCCGGGAGGUGCAGGAGAAGAUCGACCAAAAGUACGACCCAGACCUGGAGCAGAAGUUGGUGGACUGGAUAGUCGCACAGUGCGGAGGAAACCUGGAGAGACCACAGCCGGGCAAACAGAACUUCCAGAAUUGGCUGAUGGAUGGAACAAUCCUCUGUAGACUCAUCAACAGCCUUUAUCCACGGGGGAAGGAACCCAUCAAGAAGAUUCCAGAGACUCAGAUGGCCUUCAAACAAAUGGAGAAGAUCUCUCAGUUCCUGCAAGCAGCUGAAGCUUAUGGAGUGACAACCACUGACAUCUUUCAAACUGUGGACCUGUGGGAAGGAAAGGACAUGGCAGCAGUGCAAAGGACCCUAAUGGCUCUGGGGAGCGUGGCCGUCACAAAGGACGAUGGUCAUUACAGAGGUGACAGAGACUGGUUCCAUAGGAAAGCCCAGGGCUAUCGACGAGAGUUCACCGAAGAGCAGCUGCGCCAAGGACAGAGUCUGAUCGGCCUGCAGAUGGGCAGCAACCGAGGGGCUUCCCAAGCUGGUAUGACGGGCUACGGUAUGCAUCGUCAGAUCAUGUAGACCACACUUACUACCUAACCUGCUCCUCUGCUUCCAGACCUUAUUUUCUACUAAUACCACAAAUGUUGUACACGUGAAACCUUCCUAUACCCUCGUAGCACCUGCCAUGUUAACCUCAAUUUCCCUGGAAUUGCUGCUUUUCCCAGAAAGUGUUCAAUCCACAUCCUAAAAAAUGAUGUCAGAUGCUGUAGAUCUCAAGCUGUCUUUCUCGUCCCCUUCCCUUAUGCCAUGUGCUAUUCCCUCCCUAGCUUUGUUUACUCUGUUUCUUGACUUUGUAUGUCCAGAUGAUUACUUAAUGUGGAAUUCAAAGUCAUUCAACAUCAAUUUAGUCUCGCAGAUAAUUAAAGAUUGAAAUCUCCUUACAAAACAAGCCAUCAGUGUUAUACAGCUAACAUUCUGUAAGCCACUGUUACAGCAUGCUGUAUGCUAUUUAUUUAUAUUUAUGUAUUGUUUUAUUUAAAUUCGUCAUUGCUCAUUGUUUUAGGAUUUGAUCUGUUACUCUGUAAUUAUUUUGCCUUAAACCUAAUGGAACUCAAUGACUGACGAUGUCUCUGCUAUCUUGUCUGAAGACUUGUUGCAGUAUCUUCUGUAACCAAAUCAACCUCACGUUGUGCCUGGUUAUGGGACUACAGAGACUGGGUCCUGAUAUAUUGGCCUCAAAAUAUAAAUGAGUUUCAUUCCUUCUGAGCCAUGCCCUUGUUAUUUGUUAGAUUACAUCUUUGUUCUGUAUCAUUUUGUGUCCAAGCAAGUAAAUCAAUGUGCCGUAGCCAACAUGUAUGACAGUGAAGUUUCCAUUUCUGGUGCCAGGUAAAGACAUUGCUUGAAUGUGCACUUUUAUGUGUUGUCAUGUUUAUAUUUUUAAAUAUAUUUAUAUCUGGAGGCUUGUGAGGAGAAGUAUUGACAAAAUAAAGUAUGUGAACGUAUGUAUA